Molecule: messenger RNA, 900 nt
Organism: Dibothriocephalus latus
Lineage: Eukaryota; Metazoa; Platyhelminthes; Cestoda; Diphyllobothriidea; Diphyllobothriidae
Source: the annotation of a GenBank genome assembly
UUUCUGUCCUUCCUCAUGAAUUCGCCAAGUUCUGCCAAUGACUCUUUCCUUACAAAAUUGGAAACUUUCCGCAAAAAGAAAAAGUCCAAAAAGGAGGUGGAGGAGCUGGCUAGAGAGGGACGCAAGGCAAUGGAGUCAGCCCUCUGUUCCCUUGCCGUUGAGGAUCCAGAAAACUAUAUGCUGGAGGAAGGACAGGAGCGUUCCAUCAUUGAAAAGACCUCACUGGAAUCAGCCCCCGUCAAGGAACUAAUAGGCGCUCUAAUUUCUUGGAUCAACGAUGAACUGGUUGAUCACAGGAUUCUUGUCAGAAAUGUGGCAGACGACUUUUAUGAUGGACAGAUUCUGCAGAACCUAGCUGAAAAGCUGGCUGGCAUCCGGUUAGACUAUCCUGAAGUCACACAGUCAGAAUUUGGCCAGAUGCAAAAGCUCAAGGAUGUGGUAGUGACAAUCAACCAGUUACUGGGCGUCUCAGAGGAGUGGGCCUCUGAACGGUGGACGGCUGAACUCAUCCACAAUAAGGACGUAAUUGCCAUCGUUCGUUUGCUGGUGGCCCUCGCGAGACACUUUAAAGCAGGCAUUCGGCUGGCUGAUGGAGUUCACCUCGUUGUUAUCAUAGUGAGAAAGAUGAAUGGGAAAUUGGAGUACCGCUACCAGCAGGAAUAUUUGACUGAUCCGUCGCCGUCAACCGUUGUAAACAUUUUUCACUGGUUGAUGAACGCUCACCGAUCGCCAACGGAACUCGCUCGUCCCGCCCUGCCUUGGGUCUCUCUCGUCUUUGUCGGCAAUACUAUCUGCCUAAACUCUUUUUCAUUUGACCCAGUUGUGGAACACUCGGCUGCCUCGGUGGGCUUCGAACUCCAAAAAGCAAGGGAAGGCUGUCGUGGGUUCGAAUUCCACUGA